Oryctolagus cuniculus (rabbit) is the source of this 3945-nucleotide messenger RNA. It is a transcript of the gene TSPEAR, whose product is annotated as thrombospondin type laminin G domain and EAR repeats. Gene Ontology annotation, biological process: signal transduction. The record is from RefSeq and is a predicted model, not a curated record. Lineage: Eukaryota; Metazoa; Chordata; Mammalia; Lagomorpha; Leporidae.
AACCCAGCAGCCGGCAACCACACACCCGAGAGGGCUGGGCACCAGAUGAAAAGCCUCCGUGGAGCCCGGCCCCUCCUGGGACGGCCUCGGAGCCGGCGAGUGCGGGGCCUGCUGCCGCGGGGCCCCCGGGCCUGCCAAGGUCCCCGGCACGCGUGUGCGCCUGAGCCAAACAGGUUUUCUAAGUUUUUCUGGUUUGCUCUGGGCUCGCGCUGAGCGACCCGCUGCCGUCGUCCCUCUGGGAGAUGUGCUGUGCCAAUGACUAAUCCCAGCUGUGCCGAGAUUGGUGUCAGCUGUCACCUGCUCAGCGCCGAGACCCGAGCCCAGUGCGAGUGAGGAGAGACCGGCGGCUGCAGCCCCGCCCUGCAGGGCCUCCGCUGCGGAUCAGCCAGAAGCUUCCGGCUGCUGCCAGGGCCACUCUGUCCUCCCUGCGGGCGGCUGGCAUGCGGCCAGCGCAGUGAGUGCCCCCGUCGGAGGGCAGCUGCCUCCCCGCCAGCCCAGCGGAGCCCCUGGAUGGAGCUGGGGACCGGAGCCCCUCAUGUCUGCCCUGCUGACGCUGUGUGUCCUCCUCCUGCCCCUGGCAACCCCUGGCCAAGGUGCCCAGCGCUGGGAGCCCUGCACAGACCUGCGGCCCCUGGAUCUCCUGGCAGAGGCAGUCCCUUUGCACAGCGCCAUGGGUGGAGUGAGGACGGUGCAGGUGCAGGGUGUGUGGGGCCUCCAGCUGCAGGCUGCCGCCCCCCGUGCUGUGAGCUUCCCUGCCUCGAGGAUCUUCUUCAGGUGUGACCUCUUCCCUGAAGAAUUCUCCAUCGUCAUGACCUUGAAAUGCCCCCACCUCACACCCAAGAGGCACGAGUACCUGCUCUCCGUGCUGGCCGAGGACGCCGACGCGCUGCUGCUUGGCCUGCGCUACUCGCUGGCGCGGCUGCACUUCCUGUUCCUGCGCCAGGACGCGGCCGGCGCCUGGCAGACCCGCGUGUCGUUCCGCAGCCCCGCGCUCGCCGACGGCCAGUGGCACACGCUGGUCCUGGCCGUGUCUGCAGGCUCCUUCUCGCUCACCACGGACUGCGGCCUCCCGGUGGACGUAGCCGCCGAUGUGCCCUUCCCGGCCACGCUGUCGGUGGGAGGAGCCCGGUUCUUCAUCGGCAGCCGGAAGAGAGCCAAGGGGCUGUUCACGGGCCUGGUGAGGCAGCUGGUCCUGCUGCCAGGCGCGGACGCCACGCCGCGGCUGUGCCCCAGCAGGGACGCCCGGCUCGCCGUGCUGGCCAUCCCUCAGGUGCUGCAGGACCUUGCAGGGAGGCCGGAGGACAACGAGGUGCUGAAAUAUCCCUAUGAAACCGACUUGAAGGUGACACUGGGGUCCCAGCCGCCGUGUACCAAGGUGGAAGCCGGCCAGUUCUGGUUGGACGUCAGCCGGAAGGGGCUGUACCUGUGUGUCGGCGGCAAGUGGGUCUCGGUGCUGGCAGCCAAAGAGAAGCUGGACUACGUGGAGGAGCACCAGCGGCUGCCCACGCACUCGGAGACGCUGGGCAUCGAGGUGUUCCGCAUCCCCGAGGUGGGGCUCUUCGCGGCCGCGGCCAAUCGCAAAGCCACCUCCGCCAUCUACAAGUGGACAGCCGGCCGCUUCGUGGCCUACCAGAGCAUCCGCACACACCAGGCGCAGUCCUGGAGGCACUUCAUCAUUGGCAAGCAGAUCUUCCUGGCCGUGGCCAACUUCGCACCCAACGACAGGGGCCAGGAGUUCUCGGUCAUCUACAAGUGGAGCGCCAGGAGGCAGAAGUUCACCCCAUACCAGCGGAUCAGCACCCACAGCGCCCGGGACUGGGAGGCCUUCCAGGUGGACGGGGAGCACUUCCUGGCUGUGGCCAACCACCGGGAAGGCGACAACCACAACGUUGACAGCGUCAUCUACAAGUGGAACCCCCAGACCCGCCUGUUCGAGGCCAACCAGACCAUCGCCACGUCGGGCGCCUAUGACUGGGAGUUCUUCACCGUGGGGCCCUACUCCUUCCUGGCCGUGGCCAACACCUUCAACGGCACCUCCACCAGGGUGCACUCCCACCUGUACAUCUGGCUGGUCGGCUCCUUCCGCCUCUUCCAGUCCUUCCUGACGUUCGGUGCUGCAGACUGGGAGGUCUUUCGCAUCGGGGAGCGGCUGUUUCUCGCCGUCGCCAACAGUCACAGCUAUGAUGUGGAGAUGCAGGCGCAGAACGAUUCCUACGUCAUCAACUCGGUCAUCUACGAGCUGAAUGUCACCGCCCAGACCUUCGUCAAGUUUCAGGACAUUCCCACCUGCAGUGCCCUGGACUGGGAGUUCUUCUCUGUGGGAGAAGAUUACUUCCUGGUGGUUGCAAACUCCUUUGAUGGGAGCACCUUCCUGGUGAACAGCAUUAUUUACAGGUGGCAGGGCUACGAGGGCUUCGUGGCCGCCCACAGCCUGCCCACCUUCGGCUGCCGGGACUGGGAGGCCUUCAGCACGCCUGCCGGCUCCUACCUCAUCUACUCCAGCGCCAAGGAGCCCCUGUCCAGGGUCCUGCGCCUCAGGACCGGCUGACCGCAACCCCGCGGCCGCCUCCGCCGCGCCGGCCUUCCAGGAGACAUUUCCGUCGAGUUUUACCUCAGAACAUCCGGGCCGCGGGCGCGCGCUUGACGUGGUGCGCGUGCGCGGGCCAGACGCUGCUCCCAUGGUGCGCAUGCGCGGGCCGGCCCCCGGCGUAUUUAUUGCGUUUCGUCCACGCAAGAAAUCUCUUUGGCCGGCGCCGCGGCUCACUAGGCUAGUUCUCCACCUUGUGGCGCCGGCACACCAGGUUCUAGUCCCGGUCAGGGCGCCGGAUUCUGUCCCGGUUGCCCCUCUUCCAGGCCAGCUCUCUGCUGUGGCCAGGGAGUGCAGUGGAGGAUGGCCCAGGUGCUUGGGCCCUGCACUCCAUGGGAGACCAGGAGAAGCACCUGGCUCCUGGCUCCUGCCAUCGGAUCAGCGCGGUGCGCCGGCCGCAGCGGCCAUUGGAGGGUGAACCAACGGCAAAGGAAGACCUUUCUCUCUGUCUCUCUCACUGUCCACUCUGCCUCAAUAAUAAAAUUUUUUUUAAAAAAAGAAAUAUAUUUAUGUUGCUGUCACAGAAGCCACGCGGCUGCUGUGUGUGUGUGUGUGUGUGUGUGUGUGUGUUUUCUCUUUAAAGAUUUAUUUUUGGAAAGACAGAGUUGCAGAAACAGACAGAGGUCUUCCAUCCGCUGGUUCACUCCCCAAAUGACCGCAACGGCCAGCUGGGCCAGGCCGAAGCCAGGGGCCAGGAACUUCUUCCGGUCUCCCACGCAGGUGCAGGGGCUGAGGCACCUCCACUGCAGGCGGGACGCACCUCAGUUUACCCCUGCGUGCCCUGGGAGCAGCCCUCGUGGGGGGGAGCCUGAAGGUGCACGGAGUCCAGGCCGACCUCUGUCUCUGCCCCGACCAGCGCCCUCCCCGCAAGGCCUCCAGCGUGCACAGGAAGCGCCCACCCGGCCUGAGCCGGGCAGCCGGGAGCCUGCUGAGCAGAGGGAGCCCCCGCCCUGGAUGCGGGAGCUGGCCCGCGCAGGCUCGGUGGGGCCUGGGCCUCCAUGGCCCCAGCUGGGAGGCGGGCUCCUGGGGGUCGUCCUCUUCUGUCACAGGUGUGGCCUAGCUCACCAGGAGACUUGAAAGAACCAGAGUCUGAUCCGUUCGAAAGCUGCCAGGGACGAGCGGUUCCCCACGCCCUACGCAGCCUGCCUAAUCCAGCCCAGAGAGCAGCGAAGGGCCGGAUGGGCGUUGGGACCCCCACACGCCACCCCCAGUCCCAGCAGCCCGGGGCUGCACUCCAGUGUCUGCCUCCUGAGGCCAGCUCCCUGCUCAUGCAGACCCUGGGGGUGCCGCCCACGUGGGAGACCCGGCUGCAGCUCUGGCUCCUGGUUUCAGCCCUCCCAGCCCCAGCCGUUCCCUGC